Phlebotomus argentipes is the source of this 1144-nucleotide messenger RNA. RefSeq names its product zinc finger matrin-type protein 2. Gene Ontology annotation, cellular component: U4/U6 x U5 tri-snRNP complex; spliceosomal complex. Bases 135 to 755 code for a protein of 206 amino acids. NCBI's taxonomy places the organism in Eukaryota, Metazoa, Arthropoda, Insecta, Diptera, Psychodidae. Gene Ontology annotation, biological process: mRNA splicing, via spliceosome. The transcript is spliced from 2 exons. The record is from RefSeq and is a predicted model, not a curated record. Gene Ontology annotation, molecular function: nucleic acid binding; zinc ion binding.
GAAAUUUGUGACGUCGCCCUUGACGGGCUCCAUUGUAUUUUUGUUUUCCAAUUGGCUCAGCGUAGAAAAUAGUGUUUUUCUUUGCCAAAAGUGUCCAAUUUGUAACGUUAGGUAGCUGCAAACCCUCAAGUACAAUGUCGAUGAGACCAGACGACCAUCGCCGCAAGUGGGACCGCGCCGAGUACGAGAGACUCGCCCAGGACAGGCUGCGGAGCAAGAAAACAGAAGGGCGCAAGGGACACGAUGACGAGGAUGAGGAGGACGCUAAAGAGUCUGCCAAGCGGGAGUUGCUGAAGCGGCGUGACUACAAGGUGGACUUGGAGGGGAAGCUGGGCAAGAGCGUGGUAAUCAGCAAGAGCACGCCCUCGUCGCAGUCCGGCGGCUACUACUGCAACGUGUGCGACUGCGUGGUGAAGGACUCUAUCAACUUCCUGGACCACAUCAACGGGAAGAAGCACCAGCGCAAUCUGGGCAUGUCCAUGAAGGUGGAGCGCAGCUCGCUGGACCAGGUGAAGGAGCGCUUCAAGGUGAACAAGAAGAAGAUGGAGGAGAAGCAGAAGGACUACGAGCUGGAGAGCCGUCUCCGAGAGGCCAAAGAGGAGGAGGAGAAGCUGAAGGAGCACAAGCGCGAGCGCAGGAAAGAGCGAAAGCGGAAGGCCGAGGAGAGCGUCGAUGAUCUCGAUGAUCCUGCCACAUCCGACAUGGCUGCCAUCAUGGGCUUUGCUGGCUUCGGCGGCUCCAAGAAGAACCACUAAACAAUAAUAGAUGUCAAUUCCUGCCAUUUACAAAACACCAACACUCAAGGUUAUAAUAUACAAUCUGGGGCGCGACGAUGGCAUUUUCUCGGCCCCGGAAGCUGCGCGAUUUCAUGGUGAAAAAUGAAUACAGGCAAUGAUACCGACCCUUUUCCAGCCACAAAUUCAUCUCCUUCCUCAUUUGGACAAGGUGAAAACAAUGCCACACGCUUGAUAAUCCUUUUAAAAAUACCAUUUAUUGUGAAUGAGAAAACCAAGAGUUAAGGAGAAAAUCAUUUUCCCACACUAUUGUUCGCUCACGCGAGAGUGAGAUUUGCAUAUACAAAAAGGACACCCUCAAGAGCACACACGCACUUGGCCUGUGAAGGGGACAAUAGUGGGUAUAUUUU